AUGUUCCACGUACUCUCAUUUUUAUAUCUAGUGGCUCAUAUUGGCAUCUUGGUUACUGCUACCCCUAUUGUGGGUUUACCAUUCAACGAGCAGCUACCUGAUGUGGCCCGCGUUGGCGAGGACUAUUAUUUCGCCUUGAAUAGUGAUACAAUUGAGUCAGAUAACACUGGGGAGUCUGUUACAUACUCUGCCAGCGGUUUGCCGUCUUGGCUGACAUUCGAUGCCACCUCUUUGGUGUUUACGGGCACUGCAGAGAAUGCCACAAACAUCACUUUCACUAUCACAGGUACUGAUUCUACCGGUUCGGUAGAUGAGGAGUGUCAGCUUGUUGUCUCUGAAGAUGCUGGCCCAAGACUAACCUCCGAGACAUCUCUCUAUGAGCAGUUGGCUCAAUCAGGAAAUACCAAUGGUUAUGACGGUAUUGUUCUCCAACCCAAUGAGGAUUUCAGUAUCAAGUUCGAUAACGACACUUUUGAGAUGGGCUCUGGCUCCGGUGGUAGUAUUGUUUCAUAUUACGGUAGAUCUGCCAAUAGAACUUCUCUUCCUAUUUGGUGCCAGUUCGACGACGAUACUCUAACAUUCUCCGGUACCGCUCCGACAGUUAAUGCUGUUGAUGCUCCAAGUCAGGAGUUUGAUCUUGUUCUCAUUGCGACUGACUAUAUUGGUUAUACUGGUGCUUAUGGUGCCUUCCAUAUCGUGGUUGGUGGUCACUACCUAAUUUCCAAGGUUGAAUCUCCUAUCAUAAUCAAUGCCACUGCCGGUAAAGAGAUAUCUCAAGAGAUUCCCAUCGAUUCCGUUUAUUUGGAUGGUCAACAAAUUUCUUCAACUAAUAUUUCUUCCGUUGAUUUGUAUGAAGGCCCUAGCUGGGUCUCUAUUUCUGAUAAUGAUACUUUGGCUGGUACAGUUCCCGAUGAUAUUCUAUCAAAUACUUCGUUGAAUGUUACGGUUACCGACAUAUAUGGAGAUUCUAUAUUUAUCUCCUUUGAUGUUGACGUCCUCGAUCAGGUGUUCGCAAUCGGCACUUUCCCAGAAGUUAAUGCGACUAGAGGAGAAUUCUUCAAAUAUACCAUUGAUAGUGACGAUUUGAUGCAUGCAAAUUCCACUAACCUUACCGCCACGUACGAAGAUGCCAACUGGUUAAAUUUCUACUAUUCCAACAAUACUUUCAACGGUUGGGUUCCUAAAGAUUUUGAAUCAGUUGACGUUACCGUGAAUGGAACUCUGGGAGAUUUGACCGAUUCCAGAGAGUUCACUAUUGAAGGAAUUGGCCCUGUGAAUAAAUUUCCAACCAACGAUACGUUGAGUAAUGAUGGUGGUGCCGCUGCCGGAUUGGUUGAAGAGAACAUGCUAAAACUUGACGGCGGUUCGGCUUCAUCGGUUUCUUCAUCUGCCACCGAUGUGGAUAGUGAUGGAGAAAAACAAGGGCAGAUGCACACACCGUAUGGCGUGAUAACAGGUGAUGGAAGCAAUAAUAACAGUUCAGAUUCCAAGGGGGCAGUUAGAAAUUCUUGGAGAAAGAACUCUACGAGGUCAAAAUCCAAUUGGAAGCCAAGAGAUUCGUUAACAUCUCUCGCCACUGUUACUACUAAUGAUCUAUUGACAAUGAACGUUGUCGAUGAUCCAAGCUUACAAAGAAGAUCACAGAUGAAUUUACUUCUUCGGCAUAAUAGUAAUGCCCUUAGCAACAACAAUCUAAGCAACACAAAACUGAUACCAAGCUAUAGAAACAGUCGUGUGGCUAGCAUUGCUAAUCGUGAUAGUGGCAGUAUCAAACACAAUAAAAACAACAACAGCACCAACAUUGGGAGGAACAAUAGUUCAGAUUACUUCAGCUCAGAACCUUCGUCAAAUAUAGAACUUCUUGAUUCGAAUAGUUCAGCUUCAAACUCGAAGAAUAACAUUACUUCUUUCGGUGAUAAGAACACGCACUCAGAACAGAAGUUGGCUCCAAUUAGAGAUUUUUCAGGGAACUCAGGCUCCACAGGGUCGGCAAAGUUGAUGGAUUUUCAAGAUAGGGCGUCGAUAGAAAAGACCAGUGCUACUCCGUUAAACACUGACAACAGAUCGUACCACGGUGUGAUUGAGUGA
Molecule: messenger RNA, 2088 nt
Organism: Brettanomyces nanus
Lineage: Eukaryota; Fungi; Ascomycota; Pichiomycetes; Pichiales; Pichiaceae
Exons: 2
Coding region: 1-2088 (695 amino acids)
Cellular component (GO): membrane
Molecular function (GO): calcium ion binding
Source: RefSeq, a predicted model, not a curated record